Cololabis saira (Pacific saury) is the source of this 1841-nucleotide messenger RNA. Its product is annotated as arrestin domain-containing protein 3-like. The record is from RefSeq and is a predicted model, not a curated record. Lineage: Eukaryota; Metazoa; Chordata; Actinopteri; Beloniformes; Belonidae. Gene Ontology annotation, cellular component: cytoplasm; plasma membrane. Gene Ontology annotation, biological process: protein transport. The coding region runs from base 178 to 1245 and encodes 355 amino acids. The transcript is spliced from 6 exons.
AUCCAUAUGUGGGCGGCACUUAUCUGGGUUCAGGUAUAAGUCAGGUCUGACUAGUUUUGCAAGUCUCUGGCAACAUAUAAAAGCUCCACGGCAAACUUUACUUGGUUUACUUGGAUUUACUUGGAUUUACGUGGUUUGAGCUGCCUCCUGGUUCUUAUUGGAUUAUAACUGCUGGAAAUGACGAUCAAAACAUUUCAAAUUGAAUAUGAUGCCAUCAACGACAAGAACACCUUCACAAAUGGAGACACCAUAAAUGGGAGGAUAAUCUUGGAGGUCUCCAAGGAAACAAGAAUAGAGUCGCUUGUUUUUAUGGCUGAGGGAAAGGCUAAUGUCUGCUGGCAUGAACAACACGGGCAACACCAUCAUCACGUUUACUGGUCUAAUGAGAAAUAUUAUAGCAUCAAAGAUCACAUCCUGAGAGAAUCAAGACAAGAUGGCACUGAAGUAAUUGGAAAAGGAAGACAUGUAUUCCCUUUUAGUUUCAACAUACCUGACAGAAAAAUGCCUUCAACUUUUAAAACAUCUAUUGGCAAAAUUGUUCAUAAGAUUAAGGCAGAGCUUAAACAGUCAAUGAAGUUGACAAAAAAAACCAAAGUCCACUUCACCUUCAUAUCCAACGCAGACAUGGACACACCAGGACUCAUGGAACCUCAGCAUAACUCCAAGGAUAAAAGCCUUGCUUUUGGCUCUGGGAAUGUCUCGAUGGACAUCUACACCAAGAGGAUGGGUUACAGACAAGGUGAGAACCUCCAUGUUACAGUUGAAAUCAACAAUCGUUCAAGUCGUUCAGCGAAGGCCAAGUUUGUCUUCUAUGAGAAGAAGAGCUACUUCGCCCAAGGCCGCCGAAGAGUACACACGCAAAACAUCGUGAAAGGUAAAAUUGAUGCUGCGGAUUCAGCUUCUGGCAAAAGUGCUGCGACCGAGGUGAUCCCCAUCCCUGGACAUCUCCCCUCCUCCAUUCUGAACUGCUCCAUCAUCAAGCUGGAAUACAGGCUCAAGAUCUAUCUGGAUAUCAAAUGUGCUUCGGAUCCAGUAGUCAAACUGCCCAUUGUCAUCCUACCUGAAGCUGCAGCGGGAACACAACAGGCAGCUCUUCCUGCCUUUGGAUUUGAAGCGUAUGGAAUGCUGAGCCAACCAGCCUGGAGCAGCACACCAGACACCAAGGACCCCCCACCUCCCUACGGAGCAUGCGCCAUGUCCCCCUCCUCCCCCUAUGAUAAAUAUAACUCUUCUCAUAAAUACUAACCUUAAAAUAGGAUGUGAUUUUAAGCUCGUUUAUCCAUAACACCAGCAGAUGCAUCACUGUAGUUCCACACGUUCCUCUUUGUUGACAAGUGCUGGUGCCUGCAUUACCGCUAUGAUAACUUAAUCACUGACUGGGGUGGGGGGAAAUUAAAAACGGUCGCACUGAGGAUAACUUUGAGCCAGUGCCCACGAAAUCCUUACUCUGGCCACCAGUUUCUCAGAUGUCUGGUUGCUCCACCUGAAACCACGACAGCUUCUCUUCACAGAGAUAAUGACAUAUGAAUGUAAAUAGGUUUUUAUGUGUUACAUUCUGAUUUGAGACUAAUAACUAUUGUAUUAUUUAAUCUUUAGAGAAAAUACCACAUAACAGUGAACUCUGCUGCAAAACGUAAAAUUAAAAGACAACACAAAACAUGUUUCUUUGUUUUUACUACAGAACAUGUGAACAUACACGAAGGUGAAUAAUGUAAUUGUGAGUUUAGAUUGUAUAUGUACUGUAGACGUACAAAUGUUCAAUGAGGUGAACAAUUAUUUUCUUUCAAAAACAGGUGUUAUAUUGAGUUUUUUUAAUGUCAUCUACACUGAAUAUAUAUAUA